This is a messenger RNA of Bathycoccus prasinos, 417 nucleotides long. RefSeq lists its product with no specific name. Lineage: Eukaryota; Viridiplantae; Chlorophyta; Mamiellophyceae; Mamiellales; Bathycoccaceae. Gene Ontology annotation, molecular function: zinc ion binding. The record is from RefSeq and is a predicted model, not a curated record. The transcript has a single exon. Bases 1 to 417 code for a protein of 138 amino acids.
AUGAACAGACGACAUAAUAAAGGAUUUGGACGACAGAAAAUGAAAGAGAAAGAGAAGAAGACGAAGAAGAAAAAGAAAGAAGAAGAAAACAAACUGAUUCGAGAGAGUGAAGAAAACUCGUCGUCUCUGUCGUCGAAAGACGAAGCGCAUUCGACACAAAACAUUCUCGUGACAAAUGUGAAAAGAAAGAGCGCGGACUACGACGAGGACAAAGACGCGCACACGACGACGUGUAGGACAACAACGACAACGACAACGACAACGAGCGCGAAUACGACGAGAAAUUGCAGAAUAUGCAUGUGCGAAGAGUCGCGGUCGAUGCCGUUCGUGCAACUCGGGUGUACCUGCAAAGGCGCGAUGGCGUUCGCUCACAAGGUACUAAAACGCUUUUUUUCGUCAAAGUACCUACCGUUUUGA